GCAUUCUACUCUUCUCUUGAAGUUCACCCCUGUGGCUUGGAUUUAUUAUAGUAGCAUCUGUCUUCGAUCUAUGUGUUAACUAGAAAUCCAGGAAAGACAUGAGGAGGUUUGUUUACUGCAAGGUGGUUCUAGCCACUUCGCUGAUGUGGGUUCUGGUUGAUGUGUUCCUACUCCUGUACUUCAGUGAAUGCAACAAGUGUGAUGACAAGAAGGAGAGAUCCCUGCUACCUGCCCUCAGGGCUGUUAUUUCAAGAAACCAAGAAGGGCCAGGAGAAAUGGGCAAAGCUGUGCUGAUUCCUAAAGAUGACCAGGAGAAAAUGAAAGAACUGUUUAAAAUCAAUCAAUUUAACCUUAUGGCCAGUGAUCUGAUUGCCCUUAACAGAAGUCUGCCGGAUGUAAGGUUAGAAGGAUGCAAGACAAAGGUCUAUCCUGAUGAACUUCCAAACACAAGUGUAGUCAUUGUGUUUCAUAAUGAAGCUUGGAGCACUCUCCUUAGAACUGUUUAUAGUGUUAUAAAUCGCUCCCCACACUAUUUACUUUCUGAGGUCAUCUUGGUGGAUGAUGCCAGUGAAAGAGAUUUUCUCAAGUUGACAUUAGAGAAUUAUGUGAAAAAUUUAGAAGUGCCAGUAAAAAUUAUCAGAAUGGAAGAGCGCUCUGGGUUAAUACGUGCCCGCCUUCGAGGAGCAGCUGCUUCAAAAGGGCAGGUCAUAACUUUUCUCGAUGCACACUGUGAAUGCACGUUAGGAUGGCUGGAGCCCUUGCUGGCAAGAAUAAAGGAAGACAGGAAAACAGUUGUAUGCCCCAUCAUUGAUGUGAUUAGUGAUGAUACCUUUGAAUAUAUGGCUGGGUCAGACAUGACUUACGGGGGUUUUAACUGGAAACUGAAUUUCCGUUGGUAUCCUGUUCCCCAAAGAGAAAUGGAUCGGAGGAAAGGAGACAGAACAUUACCUGUCAGGACCCCUACUAUGGCUGGUGGCCUAUUUUCUAUUGACAGAAACUACUUUGAAGAGAUAGGAACUUACGAUGCAGGAAUGGAUAUCUGGGGUGGAGAGAAUCUUGAAAUGUCUUUUAGGAUUUGGCAAUGUGGAGGCUCAUUGGAGAUUGUGACUUGCUCCCAUGUCGGUCAUGUUUUUCGGAAGGCAACUCCAUACACUUUUCCUGGUGGCACUGGUCAUGUCAUCAACAAGAACAAUAGGAGGCUGGCAGAAGUUUGGAUGGAUGAAUUUAAAGAUUUCUUCUAUAUCAUAUCUCCAGAAAUUCUCUAUGUGGUAGCCCAAGAAGCUCCAGGUGUGGUCAAAGUGGAUUAUGGAGAUGUGUCAGUCAGAAAAUCAUUAAGAGAAAAUUUGAAGUGUAAGCCCUUUUCUUGGUACCUUGAAAACAUCUAUCCGGACUCCCAGAUCCCAAGACGUUAUUACUCACUUGGUGAGAUAAGAAAUGUUGAAACCAAUCAAUGUUUAGACAACAUGGGACGCAAAGAAAAUGAAAAAGUCGGCAUAUUCAACUGUCAUGGCAUGGGAGGAAAUCAGGUAUUUUCUUAUACUGCUGACAAAGAAAUCCGAACCGAUGACUUGUGCUUGGAUGUUUCUAGACUCAACGGACCGGUAAUCAUGUUAAAAUGCCACCACAUGAGAGGAAAUCAGUUAUGGGAAUAUGAUGCUGAGAGACUCACCUUGAGACAUGUUAACAGUAACCAAUGUCUUGAUGAACCUUCUGAAGAAGACAAAAUGGUGCCUACCAUGCAGGACUGUAGCGGAAGCAGAUCCCAACAGUGGCUGCUAAGAAACAUGACUUUGGGGGCAUGAAGACUGUUUUCAAGCCAUGAAUGUGUCUACAAUUUUGUUUUUCCAUUCUUUCAAUUAAGGAAAAAUAUUAACUUUACUGAAUUGAAAGUUUUAAAAUCCUUUUAGUAUUAUUCUAAAACAGAGUUGUUUAUAAUUCAUUUUUAGGAAUGUUUACUUAUUUCCCUACUAAAAUUUGUAUCUGAUCAAAAGCACAUAAAAUAUAUAAAUAAUAGCAAGCUGUUAUUAAACAUUGGAAGAAACUUAAAAAACAAAUUGUUUGCUUUAAAAACAAAAAUCUUUAUUGCCCUCAUGUCAUAGGAUUAGUUGGGGGGUUAUUUUUAUUUUUUAUUGUCAUAGUGAUUGAGAGGCAAUGUAAAUGCCUUAUAAAAUAUCUUCCUUAUGAAAUAGUAACAAUUGUUUUAUAAACUCACUCUGUUUCUACUGGACCUUCAUGGAAACAUGUUGAAUUUCUAUGUCAACAACAAAGCCACACAUUGAAUUAUUUCCAAUCCAUGAAUUCAUUACACAAAAUAAGUUUUGAGUUUUGUACCAGAAAAAACUUAAAUUGGAUAUUGACUUCUCAUAGAGUUCUUAUAAAAGCAUCACAUUUAAACAAAAAUGAGGGGGGAAUUUGAAAAUUCAGUUAAAAUACAUUAAAUCAGAAGACACAAGCUAGACAUUGAGGAGAACGACAUGAAGCUAAAUUGCAACAAUUGAAUCAUUUUAAAAAAUAAUGUGUUUAGGUUGCAUCACUCCUAACACAGGUUGAAUGUUUAACAAUCAUAUUGGUCCCAGAGUUGAUGUCAGAAACUCAAUCCUAAACACUGUCUUCAUCUCAAAUAAACUAUACAGUCCCUUUUCACUGUAGAGAGUGUGACUUGUUACUUAUGCUGUACAGAAUUAUAGGUAAAGGGUAGAGUAUUAGCCCUAAUUUUUAAUUAUUUCACAUUUAAAGAUUUUAGUUAGGUUGCUAUUACCAUUUUAAUUUUAUAAUUCAAAAAAAUAAUGCACUGGUAUCAGAAUUUCAUUGCUAUGCUAGAAUAUCUACAGUUUUCGUUACCAGGGAAUGAAUUCAAUACACAUCCAUUAAAUGUGUAUUUUAAUUAAACUGCUAGAUGUCGUUUACCAUAAGUUAUGUAUCAAGGAACACAAUCAUGAUUAGGCUAGCUUCACAUAUUCUUAUUCUAUCUUAAAACCUUUUGUGUUCAAAAUACAUGACCAGAAGACAUGAAAAGGCAGAAAAAUCUAUCAGUGAGAUUUGUGCUAAUAAGUUUUAGUAUUUAACACCAUUUGAAAUGCACUUAAAGUUGCUCUACAAAUAUAUUUUAUUCAUUAUAAAUACAUUCAGCAGCUAAGAGAAAUUUGGAGGGGGUAAUGGAAGAUUUAAAGGCAUCCUUUAGAGAAGAAGAUACCAUGUCUUUGGCUCUCACCUUUUCUUAAAAAGCUUUAAGAGAAAAUGUUAAUCAGUUUUGCUAUAGGUAAACUCCCUCUCUCUCUCUCUCUCUCUCUCUCUCUCU
Molecule: messenger RNA, 3298 nt
Organism: Hipposideros armiger (great roundleaf bat)
Lineage: Eukaryota; Metazoa; Chordata; Mammalia; Chiroptera; Hipposideridae
Gene: GALNT13
Product: polypeptide N-acetylgalactosaminyltransferase 13
Exons: 12
Coding region: 99-1802 (567 amino acids)
Biological process (GO): protein O-linked glycosylation
Cellular component (GO): Golgi apparatus
Molecular function (GO): polypeptide N-acetylgalactosaminyltransferase activity
Source: RefSeq, a predicted model, not a curated record